Molecule: messenger RNA, 720 nt
Organism: Doryrhamphus excisus (bluestripe pipefish)
Lineage: Eukaryota; Metazoa; Chordata; Actinopteri; Syngnathiformes; Syngnathidae
Gene: atp6v0e1
Product: ATPase H+ transporting V0 subunit e1
Biological process (GO): proton transmembrane transport
Cellular component (GO): proton-transporting V-type ATPase, V0 domain
Molecular function (GO): proton-transporting ATPase activity, rotational mechanism
Source: RefSeq, a predicted model, not a curated record
ACACGACCGUUUACUUCCUUUUCCGGCUGCCUUGUGACCUGGUCACGUGACACGUGCUACCGCUUUCGAAGUCUUCUGUCUAAGUUGUGACAAGUUUAUAUCUGCGACAUAUUGUGAUAUAUUUUUGCUUUUAAACUCACAGCUGGCAUGGCCGAACUAAGUUUUGUGAUUUCCAUGUCUGUCAUGACCUUAUUUUGGGGCAUUGUUGGAGGAGUGGUGCCCUGGUUUAUUCCCAAAGGACCAAAUAGAGGAGUUAUUAUCACAAUGCUGGUGAUGACUGCUGUUUGCUGCUACUUGUUCUGGUUGAUUGCUAUUCUGGCUCAGCUGAACCCACUGUUUGGACCAUCUCUGUCCACUGAUGCUAUCUGGUAUCUGAACUUUCACUGGCCUUAGUGAUUCAAUGCCUGCAGCUCUUCCGCAGAUGCUGCUACAAAACCGUGGAGCGUUUUCUCUUUACUUAAAGUUUUGGUCCACACUUGGAAAUCGCCUUAAUGUCACAUUCUUGUGUGCUUACAGAGUGUUUUUCACACUGGUGCCUUGAACAGAAUACCUACAGAAUACCAGAAUACUUCCUUAAUUCCUUCUUGCUGAGUGUGCUAAAAUGUAAAAAUGAAACAAACAAACAAAAAAACUAAAUUUAGUGUUUAGUUUAUGUACAGUGUUGUUAAGUGUUGUUUAUAUUAAUUAUCAUGCUAUUAAAUAUACCUAUGUUGUGCCUCA